AUGUGUGGUAUAUUACUUUGCUAUGGGCCAAGUUUCAAAGCUGAAAAUGACCGGUUACUGGAGUUUUAUGAGGAUGAAGUUCCCAGGUUAGGUUACGAUGAUAAUAUUGAAUCAAUUGUGAAAUUGGUAAGAUGUAGAGGACCAAACUACUGCUCUAUGAGACAAAUAAAAGAUGUUAAUUCCAUUUGGAUAUCCUCUGUGCUAUCGCUACGUCAACCGUUUACUAAACAAAGCAUAGUUAUUGGAAAUAAGUAUGUGUUACAAUUUAACGGCGAGUUAUAUAAUGACGAAAUAAUUGAAAGUGGGAAUGAUACACAAUUUUUAUCUGGACUAUUGAAAAAAUGUAUUUCUGAAGAUGAUAUCUUCAACAUUUUACAUGGCUUAGAUGGGGAAUUUGCGUUCACAAUACAAGAUUUAGAGAACAAUCUAAUAUACUUUGGUAGAGACACUAUAGGUAAAAGGAGUUUGUCAUAUUCAUUAAACUACAAUAUUAGUGAGUUGAUAGUUACUAGUGUAUCUGGAAGUGAUAAUGGUAGUAGAAUAUUUAACGAUUGUGUGGCAGGGGUCAUUUAUAAAUAUGAUAUUGAUAGAAACAUUCUUGAUACAACAAGCACUCUUCGAAAACCUUGGUCAAUCACAAGAGAACAUGAUGAUGACAUGACACAUAUUGACACAUGUACCAAGAAUUUAUAUGACUUACUAAGCGGUGCUACAAGAAAGCGAGUAGAGUCUAUACACCCUUUACAUAUAGAGAAUUCACCUAUAUCAAUCCUUUUUUCAGGAGGGCUUGACUGUUCAGUUAUAACUGCAAUCGUAUGUGAGACAUUAAUCUCUAGGAAUAUGCAUGAUCAUGCAACCAUUGAACUUCUUAAUGUUGCUUUUGAAAACUUGAGGACAGGAAUGAUGCCACAAGAUGCACCAGAUAGGCAACUUGCAGUAAAAAGUUACUCGGAACUCUGCGAAAAGUAUCCAAAUAUUAAUAUCAAGCUUAUAGAAGUUGAUGUGUCCUAUGCUGAAUAUAUGAAACAUAGACCAGAAGUAGUCGAUUUGAUGUACCCUAAAAAUACCGAAAUGGAUUUAUCAAUCGCAAUUGCCUUUUAUUUUGCAUCUAGAGGAGACGGCUUUAUUACUGAUGAAAAUGGUGUCAGAAAAGAAUAUAAAAGGAAGGGACUUGUUUUAUUUAGUGGACUUGGUGCUGAUGAGCUAUACGGAGGAUAUUAUAAACUGAGCAAUAAGCACGAAGAUGAAUUGGCUAACGAACUGACCACACAGAUCAAUAAUAUUUACCGCAGAAACUUGAAUAGAGACGACAAGGUGAUAGCCUCCAACGGUGUGGAGGUACGCUACCCAUUCUUAGCAGAAGAAGUGGUAGAGUUCUCUACUGCGAGUAUUCCUUUAAAUUACAAGAGGGACAAGAUGAUCUUAAGAAACAUUGCAUCUUCCAUCUUGGGUUUACAUGGUUUAUCGGCAGAAAAGAAGAGGGCUAUUCAAUUCGGGGCAAAAUCAGCUAAGAUGACAAAGAACGGUAAUAAAAACGGUACUGAUCUGCUCUGA
This is a messenger RNA of Nakaseomyces glabratus, 1554 nucleotides long. Its product is annotated as putative asparagine synthase. Gene Ontology annotation, molecular function: asparagine synthase (glutamine-hydrolyzing) activity. NCBI's taxonomy places the organism in Eukaryota, Fungi, Ascomycota, Saccharomycetes, Saccharomycetales, Saccharomycetaceae. The record is from RefSeq and is a predicted model, not a curated record.